CUAGACUGUACCAAGGGAGGGAGGCAGGGAGGGGGCUGUUUAGGAACGGGGUGUACCCACGUCGUGGCCUGUCGUUUGGACUCAACUUGCAGAGGCGUGUCAGCAGAAGAAAUCCUGGAAAUAGCCUCACGUUACCAUGGCCAGUCCCCCCUCCAGGGAUCAGGCAGACCGAAUCAGGUACAUAAAAGGGGACCUUUUUACUUGCCCCAGAACGGACUCAUUGGCUCACUGCAUCAGUGAGGACUGUCGCAUGGGCGCUGGGAUAGCUGUCCUAUUUAAGAAAAAGUUUGGUGGCGUACAGGAGCUGUUGGAUCAGCAGAAGAAGUCAGGAGAGGUGGCCGUUCUGAAAAGAGAUGACAGAUAUAUAUAUUACCUGAUUACGAAGAAGAAAGUCUCCCACAAACCAACAUAUGAGAAUAUGCAAAAGAGUUUAGAAGCCAUGAAAACUCAUUGUUUGAACAACGGGGUUACUGACAUUUCCAUGCCUAGGAUCGGAUGUGGACUUGACCGUCUGGAAUGGGAUAAGGUUUCAGCGCUACUUGAGGAAGUGUUUGAGGACACGGACAUUAAGAUCACAGUUUAUGCUCUCUGAACAAAGAUGCCUUAUGGAGAUGAUUGUUGAUUUCCCUUGCUGUAGAUUCAGGUGGCAUGGGAAUUGAUUUGGAGAAAAAGCUGUGUGUGAAGCAGAGCCCAUCUCCUCUUUGAGGAAUAAUUUACCAUUAGGUUUUUCCCAAUGGCAGGCAGUUGCUUCCAGAGAACCGGCUGGUUUGGAAUGUGUUGAUCAGAGUUCCAGAAUGAAGUAUCUAGUGUAAACCUUCAGGUUUAUAUAUAUCCCUCAGGGAUCCUUGCCUGUGAGUCACAUAGCCAACCACCAGAUGUCACUGUUCCUCCACUCUUCAGAAUACCCAUCUGCUUGUAAAGAAAUCUUUUCUUACUGUGGUGGUUUGUGUGUGUGGAAGUUUGAGGUAGUUUGGCACUUUUUAAAAUAUUCCAAAUCUUUGAAUUUAAGAGUUAUAUGUAUCUGUUUAUUGUGUUGUUUCAGAUAAUGAAGUGAAUAAUUGUGGAGAUCUGCUAUUUAAUUUAAAACAGUACAGUGUUCAGCUCAGACAUGCAGAUUUCCUUUGUUCUUUUAGUUAUUAAAAAUUAAAGUAUUAUCUUUUCAAAACAUAAGUGAGGUUUCCUGCUUUUAUCAGGAGUGUGUCUCUUAAGCAUCAUGCUAUAAAGUCUCAAGUACAUACUUUUUUAACUCUUGCUAUUGAACCAGAGUGCAACCCCUGUGUAAACCCAACUAUGUUCACAUUUCUCUCUGCCUUCUAUAUGAAGGCUGAACCUCUCAAGGGAACAUAAGUGUAUGGGGCAAAGAUUCCUAGGAGGUUCAUUUUGCCCCACAUAGUUGGUACAAGUAUCAGCAUGCAAGUGUUCUGAGAGACCACAUGUGAAUGGGCUAGUACGAUAUAAAGUGGGCUUAGCAUUAAAUGCAUGUAUAGGUUUUCAUCUUUACUUUUCAUCUAAGGGAUUUAUAGACUGCUAGUCAUUGUGGGGUCUAAGUGUCAUUCUGUUUCUACAUCUGGCAUUGCUAAACAGCAAUGAACAAAUCAUUAAUAAAUAGCAUAUUGAAUCUAG
Molecule: messenger RNA, 1623 nt
Organism: Malaclemys terrapin pileata
Lineage: Eukaryota; Metazoa; Chordata; Testudines; Emydidae
Gene: OARD1
Product: O-acyl-ADP-ribose deacylase 1
Exons: 6
Coding region: 137-592 (151 amino acids)
Biological process (GO): peptidyl-glutamate ADP-deribosylation
Source: RefSeq, a predicted model, not a curated record